This is a messenger RNA of Aspergillus thermomutatus, 543 nucleotides long. RefSeq lists its product as uncharacterized. The transcript is spliced from 4 exons. Bases 1 to 543 code for a protein of 180 amino acids. Lineage: Eukaryota; Fungi; Ascomycota; Eurotiomycetes; Eurotiales; Aspergillaceae. The record is from RefSeq and is a predicted model, not a curated record.
AUGGCUGAUGGACUUAAUCAAGCUCGCGCCCUGAGGGUCGCCGAGAUCAUCAACGACUACCGUACUCUUCUCAUACACAUUCCCCAGCAGAAUGUGGAAGCACGUCCAGAAGAUGCCCAUGAAGAAGGCUAUGUUGUGCUAAGGGAGAGCAUGGCCGCAGCGCAGACUCUUAUCUCGGCAAGCUACAAUACAAGACAAGUGCCUACCCAAGCGAGCAGCGAGGAGACGGAACGAGUUGAACUGCAGAGGGUCAUCCUCGAUGCCAGCGCACGGCGCUUCCAAGCGCAUAAGAUCUACCUCCGAGCAGCAGCAGCCAGACGCUGGGCGAUUCAUCGGCAAAAUGUUCUUAGAGGUCAGAGACCAGGACCGCAGCAUACGAGUCAACUGAAGGCUGUGAGCAACACAUUCCGACAGGAACUUCAACAAAUAACUGAUGCAUAUGUCGUUGCUGAUCUUCGGGCUGCGGAUGUACGCGCAGGACACUGGCUGGACGACGACCCGUCUCUGAGCGCGAUUCUGACCAUGAUCCGGUCACGCUCAUAA